Messenger RNA from Phodopus roborovskii (desert hamster), 1997 nucleotides. RefSeq names its product cell division cycle associated 4 (gene Cdca4). Gene Ontology annotation, molecular function: transcription regulator activity. Lineage: Eukaryota; Metazoa; Chordata; Mammalia; Rodentia; Cricetidae. Bases 164 to 877 code for a protein of 237 amino acids. Gene Ontology annotation, cellular component: nucleus. The transcript is spliced from 2 exons. The record is from RefSeq and is a predicted model, not a curated record.
GAGCCCACGCGGCCGAGGCUCCGCCUUGCGUGGGUUUGAACGGAGCUCCGCCCCUCGCUCCGCCAAUUGGCGCUCGCGCGGCGGCGCCAUGGCGACCCUUUGUGGGCGCUGAGUGGCCUCGGUCCCGGCGGGGCGGCGGGCCUGCCCGGCGGCGCAGGACACGAUGUUUGCUAGAGGGCUGAAGAGGAAAUACGGCGAUGAGGAGGAAGGAGUAGAGGGUUUUGGCCCUGUCCCUUCCUACACCCUGCAGCGGCAGUCACUCCUGGACAUGUCCCUGGUCAAGCUCCAGCUCUGCCACAUGCUAGUAGAGCCCAACCUCUGCCGCUCAGUCCUUAUCGCCAACACAGUCCGCCAGAUCCAGGAGGAGAUGAGUCGGGACGGCGUGUGGCACGGGACAGCACCCCAGGAUGUAGAACGGGCACCAAUUGACCGCCUAGUCUCCACAGAGAUCCUGUGCCGUACAGCCAGGACAGCUGACGGGGAGCACCCCACUCCUGAACUGGAAGAUGGUCCGCUGCAAAGCUCGGUUUCUGAGCUCCCCAUAGUCAGCUCAGCUCAGGGGCAAAGGGGCCCUCAGAGCAGCCUCUGGGAGAUGGACAGCCCACAAGAAAACCGGGGAAGCUAUCAGAAGUCACUGGACCAGAUAUUUGAGACCCUGGAGAACAAAACCCCCAGUUCAGUGGAGGAACUCUUCUCAGACGUGGACAGUUCCUACUAUGACCUGGACACUGUGCUGACGGGAAUGAUGGGUGGGGCCAAGCCCAGUCUCUGCAGUGGCCUCGAGAGCUUUGCUGCUGCCGCCGCCCCACCCAGCUCUACCUGCAAGUCUGACCUAGCUGAGCUGGACCAUGUAGUAGAGAUUCUGGUGGGGACCUGAGAGGAGGUCCCUGGUGGGCCAAGGACACCGCCACAUCGCGGAGCGCACCUGUACCACCAUCCAGAGACAGACAAGCACUUGCCCCAAAGCCAGGGCGCCUCUCUGUCUCACUAUGAACAUACCCUGGGGCUACACCCCUGAGGACAGAGCAAGCCAUUGCCAGGAACUGAGCUCUCUGAAGGCUUUGGGCCCUGGGUUCAUUUUCCUGUCUGUGGGACCAUUGUGGAGGAUGGUGUGCCACAGCUGUGUCUAGUCUAUUUUAAAUUAGGUAGGUGAACUUUCUAAAAUUAAGUUUUAUAUGUUUUGGGCAAUAUUUUGUCUUAAGAUAUAUUUUUUAAACUUUUUAUACUUUAGAUUUUUUUCAGCUAUUUUCUUAAAAGUAUAUUUUUUCUACAAACAUCCUCUGCUGCUACAUUAGAAACAUGUAUAACCUAAAUAAUUACAAUUGGUGUGUGUCAUUUUUUUAAGGUUUAAAUAGAGAAUAUUUUUUUGAUAAAGAGUCUACACUCCCAAGUCAAUAGUGUAAAUGUGAUGGCCAGGUGUUUCCACAAGAGGCCCCAUCUCCGCCUGCAUUCUAGGGAGCGAGUGCCUGCCAGGAGAGCCACACACAGCUCUACCGCUCGUCUCCGGGUCUGCUCUGCAAGUGCUGUCUUCCUGGGCUUCAGUGUGCAGAUGGUUUAUUUAUGCCUAUUUAUGUAUUAAUGCCACUGAAGGCUACGGUCAGAUGUCUGGAAACUACACCACCAGUUCUGUCUCAGACAGUUAACUCAUGCAAGGUUUGUCCCUGGCCAUUACUGUCUGUUUCCCAAUACAGCACUGUGUGUGACAGGAGAUCAUGACAUCCUAACAACACUCAACGCCUCUUGUUCCAUGUCAAGCGUGUCCAUGGAGGCUACCGGGUACUGUGCCUAUGUGUGCUUGGAAAGGGUGUGUACCGUCACUCAUGUCCUUAAUCGGGAAUACUUGCUUGCUUUAAAAAUGGUGCUCGAACAUUUUAAGGUUAAAAAUCUGACUCCAAACAAUUUUAGGGCCCCUUCAUCUUGGGGUGGCCUUUGUGCUGUCUGCUUGGAUCUCAAGGUUCUGCUACCUGAUCACGUGUCAAACACCCCCCCCCAAUAUG